Messenger RNA from Trifolium pratense (red clover), 351 nucleotides. RefSeq names its product auxin-responsive protein SAUR32-like. Bases 1 to 351 code for a protein of 116 amino acids. The transcript has a single exon. NCBI's taxonomy places the organism in Eukaryota, Viridiplantae, Streptophyta, Magnoliopsida, Fabales, Fabaceae. Gene Ontology annotation, biological process: response to auxin. The record is from RefSeq and is a predicted model, not a curated record.
AUGGGGAUUAGUGGUAAUCAUCACCACCAUUUGAGUUUUCACAUUCCUCGGGUACUCAAUUUUCAUCACCACAAUGAAAAGAAUAAGAACAUUCUUCCAAAAGGGUAUUUGGCUGUGUUGGUUGGUCAAAACGAAGAGCAACAAAGGUUGGUGAUCCCACUAUUUUACGUCAACCAUCCAUUAUUCAUACAAUUGUUGAAAACAACUGAAGAAGAAGAAGAAUAUGAAUUCAAGCAGAAUGGACUCUUCACCAUUCCUUGCAAAAUCGACAAGUUUCACGAGGUUCAACGACUGAUUGAUAUGGAGAAAUCUCAUCAUCACCGUCACCAUGCUUGGUGUUUUAAAGUUUGA